This is a messenger RNA of Chelmon rostratus (copperband butterflyfish), 1489 nucleotides long. RefSeq names its product insulin-like growth factor-binding protein complex acid labile subunit. Gene Ontology annotation, molecular function: protein binding. The coding region runs from base 132 to 1196 and encodes 354 amino acids. The transcript has 3 exons. The record is from RefSeq and is a predicted model, not a curated record. Lineage: Eukaryota; Metazoa; Chordata; Actinopteri; Chaetodontiformes; Chaetodontidae.
ACAUCACAACAUCCUCACCUGCUGUCACACAGCCUCUGGCCAGUUUCCACCUGCUGCCGGCCACAUGUUGACGACCGUCAGCAGAUAAAACAGACGGAAACACGGGAGCUGCUGCUGACAGCGGUGGAGCCAUGAAGGAGCUCCUGUUCCUCCUCCUGGUGGUGGUGGAGACCUCCAGGUCUUACAGCAACAGGUGCGAGCUGGGCUGCGACUGUCGAGGAGAUCUGAAGUUCACCAUCUGCUCCCGGGCCCUCUUCACCCAGCUGCCCACCAGAGUGCCCCCCACCACCGAGCUCCUCGAUCUGUCCGACAACAACAUCUCCAUCAUCCCUGAACGCUCCUUCAACAAAAACCGCAAGCUCCGCGUGCUGCUGCUGCAGAACAACAACAUCAGCGAGGUGGAGGACGGUGGCUUUUCUCAGCUGGAGUUCCUGCAGAAGCUGGACCUGAGCUGGAACCGGAUCUCCACCCUCACUGAAGGUUUCUCCAUCGGCCUGGCCCUCCUGCGGGAGCUGCAGCUCGCCCACAACUGCCUGACGAGCCUGGACAGCCGGGCCUUCCUGCACCUGGACGGCCUCCAGAGGUUAAACCUGAGCAGCAACAGCAUCCACACCAUUCAGGUGAGGUCGUUCUCCUCCAUGAGCACGCUGCGGCAGCUCCACCUGGAGGACAACCAGCUGACGGCUCUGAGGAGCGGGAUCUUCUCCAUGCUGCGCUCCCUGGAGGUCCUCAACCUGGCCGGAAACCAGAUCAGGGAGACGGAGAUGGGCGUCUUCAAGCCCCUCACCAGCAUGACGUUACUCAACCUGGUGGACAACCAGCUGUCCACCGUCGACUUCAAAACCUUCCUCAACAUCCACACCUACAGCACCCACAUCCUGCUGGAGAGGAACCCCUGGAACUGCGACUGCGACCUGCAGAGAGUUUUCCGGAAACUGCGGAGCAUCCAGAGGCUCUUCCUGGACGACUACUACAACCUGACCUGCAAGGAGCCGCCAGUCCUCGAGGACUACAGGCUGAUGGACGUGGACACGGAGCUGUGCCUCGCCGAGACGGUCACCGUGCUCAUCAUCUCCAUCACCGUGGUGACAACCGUGCUGGCCGCCAUGCUGAUGGGCGAGAGGAAGAGGAAGAAGAAGAAGAAGGGGAAGCACUGGACGCAGCAGGGAGAGCUUUCAGAUGAGUCGGACUACUGAAACACAUCUUUUCUUUUAUUUACCUGAAAUGUGUCACAAUUCUUUCUCCCUUCUUUAUUUUCUGACACAGAAAAACAAGCUUAAAAUACAGCGUUUUGACUUUCAGGCAAUAUUUCCAGGCAACUGUUGCAUCACUUGUAAAUCCCACAGGAAAAUCUGCACGCCUGAGAAGAGAUUUCAGAUCCUGCGGUUCAUUUGGUCGGAUUUCCCAUCUGCUUUGCGCCAAAUAAACCUUCCUUUUAAACCGACACUGUAAAGGGUAUUAUUCUAAAACAUCUGCUUCAUAAUAUAAA